UGAUCGGGCGCCGUGAUCGGACGCAGUGACCGGGAUGGGCAGCGUGCGCGCCACGGUGGAGAGCAUGCGAGAUGGCUUGAAGAACUUAGUGAAGACGCAGGACUUCGACAGGGUGCUUGGCAAGGUGAAACUUCUUUCUGCAAGUCCAGGAAAAGUUGUGUGUGAAUUGAAAGUGGAGGAGGAACAUACCAACAAACAUGGCACGUUACAUGGAGGUUUGACAGCCACGCUUGUGGAUGUGAUAUCAACAGUUGCACUGAUAUACACAGAAAGAGGAGUGCCUGGGGUCAGUGUGGACAUGAACAUCACAUAUACCUCAGCUGCUAAAAUUGGAGAAGAAGUACUGAUUACGGCUCAGAUUUUGAAGCAAGGAAGAAAUCUUGCAUUUGCCAGUGUGGAUCUAACAAAUAAGGCAACAGGAAAGUUAAUUGCACAAGGCAGACAUACAAAGUAUAUGGGACAGUAAUGCAACAGAUUUCAAAAACAACAACAUUGGGUUAAGAAUCCCAUCUAGAACAGUCUUUUCACACAAUGACAAUCUCCACACUUUUGAUUGUAUAACAUGAAUUGCUCUCUGUUCUGUGAUAAAUGAACCAAUUUAUUACCAUCAAAAUGGUUAAAAGCCUAAAAUUAUCGGGAUGAAAAACAACACAAUAACAUAAGAAAGCAUCUGUUUGGACUUUGAGGGUCAGUGUAACAAAGAAAAAGGUUUUGGAACAGCAGUAUGGUUUACUAGCAUGACAGUGUUAAAGGAUCUGGUAUUUGUUUUUGCUGUGAUGUAGCCACGUGAGUAAGCAGUCCACCCUCCAGGCUUAUGACUAUUGCAUUCACACACUACACUGUAUGCUUACUAACUGUUCUGUAGGAGGAUGGUGAAGGGUUCUUGUAAGCAACUAGUUUCAUGUUAUGGAAAGUGUGAAGCAAGAUAAUACAAAGCGUAAUUCACUGCUACUGUAACACAUUCAAAUCUUUUCAAUAAAGCUUUCUGAAACUA
Molecule: messenger RNA, 994 nt
Organism: Tympanuchus pallidicinctus (lesser prairie-chicken)
Lineage: Eukaryota; Metazoa; Chordata; Aves; Galliformes; Phasianidae
Gene: ACOT13
Product: acyl-CoA thioesterase 13
Exons: 3
Coding region: 35-466 (143 amino acids)
Molecular function (GO): fatty acyl-CoA hydrolase activity
Source: RefSeq, a predicted model, not a curated record